Panonychus citri (citrus red mite) is the source of this 2080-nucleotide messenger RNA. Its product is annotated as acetylcholinesterase-like. Gene Ontology annotation, molecular function: acetylcholinesterase activity. Gene Ontology annotation, cellular component: plasma membrane. The record is from RefSeq and is a predicted model, not a curated record. Gene Ontology annotation, biological process: acetylcholine catabolic process; choline metabolic process. Lineage: Eukaryota; Metazoa; Arthropoda; Arachnida; Trombidiformes; Tetranychidae.
UUCCACAAUUUAGAAACCUUGUCUUAAUCGCAAGGACAUCAAGUUAAUCUGAUGAAAAAGAGCAGCAAUUGAUUAAUUGUCUAUUUGGUUUAUGUUACCAACAAGUUGCUUUGUGUGCUCAUUAAUUACUCUGCAACCAUGAUCAUAAUUAACACGUUAAUUGUUACAUUUUGUGCUCUCAUUUGUUUCCACAAUGUUUAUUGCGCUGAUCCGAUUGUCACAAUAGCCACUGGUCCCAUCAAGGGUGUUCAGAAAACCGUCCAAGGGGUCAAAGUGAACGCGUUUUAUAAUAUUCCCUAUGCAGAGCCUCCCGUGGGUGAGAACCGUUUCCGUCGGCCCAUUCCGAUUACUCGAAAAUCUGAAGAGAUUUUCAAAGCAAAUCGACAAGGAAAAGCGUGCUACUCGAUGCCGGUCAAGUUUAUAAAGCUCGAUUCUCCUUUCAAUGUUACCGAAACGGAAGAUUGUUUAACAUUGACGAUCUGGUCUCCGGUGAUUAAUCUUGACCCGAGUAAUUUGAAGCCCGUUCUUGUUUAUAUUCACGGUGGUGCUUUUAUUUUGGAUGGUUCGAGAGACCCUCGUAUCGCUGAUGGUGAGAUACUUUCAGCUUUGGGUGAUUUUGUUGUGGUCACUAUGAGAUAUCGUCUUGGUGUUUUUGGUUGUCUAUUCACCAAUUCAGAUGAGGCACCAGGUAAUUUACCUUUGGAGGAUCAAGCUCUUGCUCUUGAAUGGAUCUCAGAUAACAUUAGAUACUUUGGUGGUGAUCCAAACAGGGUGACACUUUCAGGUGAAUCUGCUGGAUCAAUUUCGGUUUCAUUACACUUUAUGAGACCUCAAAGUCGACCACUUUUCCAUCAGGUGAUCUUACAAAGUGGAGCCGUUCGUACCAAUCUAAAUGAGAAAAUCGAUGUUGCUCUAUCUCGAACAGUUAAAUUAGCCCAAGUUGUUGGUUGUACUGUUAAUGACACAAUCGAAAGUCUAUCAAACCCUGAGGUAUUAUCGUGCCUCAGGUCAGUAUCACCCGAGAGUUUGAUGACCGCUUACAUGGACCAAGAAGCGGAAUCCGAUCAAAUUCAAGCAACACCUUCUUGCCUUGUAAACAAAGGUGAUUUCUCACAAUCUCAUGCAGAUGAACGUCUAGUGGCCGGUUCAUUUCCGUCCGGAUUUCCGAUUCUAGUGACCUCCAUGAAAGAUGAAGGCUCAGUAAUACUUCAGCAUAUAAUGUACGAGGGACCACAAGAUUUUCGAGAGAUUCUCAACGGGACAAUUACGCAUUUUACCUCAGCCGAAGCAGCGGCCAUAAUAGACGAAACUUAUUAUUCCGGUUUACUGAAUCAAUCUAAUUCAUUUGAAUCAAAAGCGAUUGUCCGAGCAUUGGGUGACCUUUAUUUCCGUUGUCCGUCAAUAUGGUUUGCCGAAAAAGCUUCCCAAACAAACAAGAUCUGGACCCUCGAAUAUACUUAUUCAAGUCCAACCUUCAGCGAUAUGGAGCCGCAAUUAAUUUUCAACAAUAAAUUUGGACCUCGACACGCACUUGACCUCGUCUAUGUGUUUGGUUUUCCCUUGAUGGUUCGCAAUAAAAUGACCCCAGAAGAUGUUAAACAAACUGAACAAAUCAUCUCGAUAUGGAAACAAUUUGUCCACGAAGGUAAACUGGACUGGUCACCUUAUAUUAUCCAAGCAUCGACGGGACAAAUUUUACCUCAUCAACUGGAAAUCGAUCCAUCGAAACAAAUUGGUUCAACCAAGUUCGACGAUCGAUAUUUUUACUGUCAAACCUGGAAGAAAAUUAUCUAUGGAGAUAAAUUCUGAUAAUUAGAAGGAACCAUUUGCUCACUUUCGCUAGACAAUCAACUAAAUUGUGUCUCUAAUUCUGUUAAUCAAUAGAAACAUUUGAUUGUUGAUGAAGUUACGACAAUUCCACUGGUUUUUUACCACAAUUAAACUUCAAAUGUGAUCAGUACACUAAUUAAAUACUCGAUUUCAGCUCUCACUUGUCUUUCCUUGACCAAUUCAACUGACCAGUAGAUUUGUAGAUCGAUCAAUACUUCAGCAGUAAUUAAAGACUAAGUGAUUAACUUAA